Molecule: messenger RNA, 1413 nt
Organism: Phaeoacremonium minimum UCRPA7
Lineage: Eukaryota; Fungi; Ascomycota; Sordariomycetes; Togniniales; Togniniaceae
Product: putative lysine-sensitive aspartokinase 3 protein
Exons: 3
Coding region: 1-1413 (470 amino acids)
Molecular function (GO): aspartate kinase activity
Source: RefSeq, a predicted model, not a curated record
AUGACCCGGUCCGUGUUGAAGAACGUCAGCGACAAUGGAUGGGUAGUCCAGAAGUUUGGCGGAACGAGCGUCGGCAAGUUCCCAGACAAGAGGCUACGAAAUAUCGAUGCCGCAAGCGGUGUGGAGGACACCCAGAAUGAGCUUGUAGAGGAGGCUAAGAGCAUCAUCCAAGACAUCUGCAACGACCACCUCUUCGCCGUGCAGUCCUUCAUAAGAGACGCCGAUCUGCAAAAGGCUCUAUCCGACGACAUACAAAAUGAGUGCCAGGAGCUCAUCGAGUACAUUGUGGCGGCCAGGCGUUUCAACCUCGAGGUCAACUCGAGAUCAAAAGACAGAGUUGUGAGCUUUGGCGAGAAGCUGAGCUGCAGGUUUAUGGCAUAUAUGCUUAAGGACAGGCAUGUCGAGGCGGAGUAUGUUGAUCUUGCGGACCUCAUCCAUUAUGACAAUUCGGCCCGGUUGGAUGUCACCUUCUAUAAGGAGGCUGUAGCUGUGAUCAAGAAGAAGGUCCUGGCUUGCGGGGAGCGGGUACCCGUCAUCACUGGGUUCUUCGGCAACGUCCCUGGCAGUCUUAUUGAUGGAGAUAUUGGUCGCGGCUAUACUGAUCUCUGCGCCGCCCUGGUAGCUGUUGGAACAAAGGCAAACGAGCUUCAGAUCUGGAAGGAGGUGGAUGGUAUCUUCACGGCCGAUCCGACAAAGGUCCCUACCGCGAGGCUUCUGUCUUCCAUCACUCCGUCAGAAGCGGCCGAGCUGACAUUUUACGGAUCGGAGGUCAUACACCACUUGACGAUGGACCAGGUGAUCAAGGCGGAGCCGCCCAUCCCAGUGCGCAUCAAGAAUGUCAAGAACCCAAGGGGCGAGGGAACGAUAGUAAUCCCUGACCCCGUCUUAUCUCCUGCGCAACAACUCAGGCGGUCGCGGCCUUCAGAAGCGGACCUGAGGAAAACGCCCAAGCGACCUACGGCGGUGACGAUCAAAGACAAGAUUUCCGUCAUCAACGUUCACUCAAAUAAGCGGUCCAUCGCCCAUGGCUUCUUUGCCAGGGUAUUCUCGAUCCUCGACAAGUAUCAGAUCUCAGUCGAUUUGAUCUCCACCAGCGAGGUCCACGUGUCCAUGGCCAUCCAGCUGACAGAUUCGGAUGCGAGCAACUUCGAGAAGGCCAAGGUAGAGCUGGAGCAGUACGGCGACGUCAGCGUUCUUCACGACAUGGCUAUCCUCAGUCUCGUUGGUGCGGACAUGAAGAACAUGAUCGGUAUUGCGGGCAAGAUGUUCUCCACUCUCGGCGAGCACAAUGUAAAUAUUGAGAUGAUCUCACAAGGUGCGAGUGAGAUCAACAUAUCCUGUGUCAUCGAUGCGAGAGACGCAACGCGAGCAAUGAACGUGCUUCACACCAACCUGUUCACGUUUCUGGAAUAG